GCGGGGGAGGGCCGGGAGGGCGCCGGGCUGGACCGGCCUGUCUGCGGAGAUGGAUGACAGUAAGGUGGUUGGAGGCAAAGUAAAGAAGCCGGGCAAACGAGGCCGGAAGCCAGCCAAAAUCGAUUUGAAAGCAAAGCUUGAGAGGAGCCGGCAGAGCGCAAGGGAGUGCCGGGCCAGAAAAAAGCUGAGAUACCAGUAUUUGGAGGAGUUGGUAUCCAGUCGAGAAAGAGCUAUUUGUGCCCUCCGAGAGGAACUGGAAAUGUACAAGCAGUGGUGCAUGGCAAUGGACCAAGGAAAAAUCCCUUCUGAAAUAAAGGCCCUACUCACUGGAGAAGAGCAGAACAAAUCUCAGCAGAACUCAAGCAGGCAUCCCAAAACUGGGAAGACAGAUGCUAAUACCAAUUCCUUGCUGGGGAAUUAAACCCAGGGCUUCACACAUGCUAGGGUGAGGAUUGUACGAUGCCAUCAGCAAUCGAAGCCAGUGUUCUCACCUGUGUGGAUGAUGCAGGGAGGAGUUUGUUUUCUGGUUCUAGUUACUGCUUACUGCUCAGUAGUCAUCUCUGUAAAUCCGCAGUUUCUACCAAAAUGUGUGGGCAAGCAUCACAAAGGCUCUUGCUUUAACUUGCAACACUUAGAAAACUUACCAAUAUUCAGACCUGCUCUGUAUUCUCCGUGAGUUACCAUGUGAUGCCUGAAAAUGGGAGUAGAAAAAAUGGAUGAAGAUCGCAUGUUUGCACCUUAUCCACAUUGCUUUCUUGGCUAAUUUAUAUUUUCUUAUGUAAUUCAUGUAAUCGUAUGUAUGUGUGUUUAGGGUCGCAUCCUUCCAUGUUUUCAGUCACCCUACAAAAAGAAACCAGAUAGGCCAUAUACUUCCUGUACGUUCUCAGCCUUUAUGGACCUGAUACUGAGUCUUUCGUUUACUUGAGCAAUGUUUGAUUUCUCCUGUGAGCAUUCCAGUAUAAGCUGUGAGUAUGAAUUAAGACACACAUUUCUAUGUUUAUAAUCCAGAGUGAUCUGCCUGUUUGAAACAAUGUACAUGAUAGGAAAACCCAACAAGAAAACCCUCCAGACAGCCUUUUUGCUGUCUCCUCAAACGGUGUUUAUGAAUGUUGGCCAGGGCCAAAUCCAUAUGAGGGUAAUCAGUCUUGUAUUUUAUGCAGGAAGUAACCUUUCAGGCAUUUCAGCAGCAUCCAUUAUCUUAACCUGCAGUAUGUAUGUGCAUAGUGUUUCUGUUGUAUGUUUACAUGUACAUGGGGCAGACAGGAGUGAAUGUUCACACACAUGUGCUGUGUACUCAACUAAAUCAUAGACUUUCUGAAGCAAAUAGCAUGAAACUAGCUGCUGAGACUGAGCAUCUGCCCUGCUGUCUGGAGCACUGGGCACACUGCUGGUCACGCUGAUGGCUGUAGCCAUCGGCAGAAUAUUUAGUUUCCUCCCUGACAAGAGUGGCCUUAUGAAUGUGUUCUGAGCCAGAAGGAAACCCAGUGUGGGCUCACAUUGGCCUCUGCCUAUGCCUGCACUAUGCUGGCGCACCCCCAGCACUGUAGCUCAGGGCCUGGCAGGGCUGUGGAAGGGCAGAUGGCUCCUUGAGGUUCCUGGCACGGCUGUAUCUACAUCACAGAGAGUGAUGGUUGCAGACAGGGCUCCUGGUAUGAUGUGCUCAGACUGGGAAUCUUCACUUCCCCAGAGACAACUUCAUCACACUCCUAUCUGUCCUCUGGUUGGGGUCAGACCCGUUCUUUGUUGCUGCUAUACUACAGUUGUUCCUCUCUCUGAUGAAGCCUGAAUUUGGCUUCCAAAUAAGACAUCUUUGUUACAGAUUGGCAGUUUAGGAGGAAGUAUAUUAUGAUUUGUCUGGCAACCUUUGGACAUUGCGGUAGGACACUGUCAAGCUUGAGAGCUGAGCACUUGUGUUGCAACAAACUCACAAAUCUGGAAAUGUUUUAAGUUAGUUCCUGUUUUGUGUUCAGCCAGGUUUGUGGCUAUGCUGGGGCCUGUCGGCCUGCAAGCCAUGGUUCAGACACUCUGGCAUAGCGUCUUUGAGGUGGAACAUGGAAUGGACCAUAGCUUGUAAUUGUUCAGGCGUUUGAAGAUCCCUCCCUUUAGCCUGAGAUCUCAAACUCAGAUCUCUAGGCUAGGUGUGUAUGACCACUGACAGACCACUAGCCCAGCUUGCUGAGGUUCUGUGUUAGGAAGUUUAAGGGUAUUUAAUGCCUUCUUAGGACCACAAACGUAGAUAAAGGAUUACUGAUAUUCAGGCCUUCACAACGUGCGUGUCUUAAGUACAGUAUUGAGGCUGUAAUGGGUGUGCUUUUCCCAGCUGAUCUACUCAGCUGUUUACUUUCACUUUGCAAAACAGCCCAUGACUUCAUGUUGCUCUGUUAGUACCUUUGAGUUCCCCAGAAGAGUUGUUUUCAAAGCAAACAUUCCAAAAUGAACAAGGCUCCUCAGUGGAAUGUCUGUACUGUGUUUGAAGAUUUUUCUGGAGAUAAUUCUAACUGCAGGGUCAUCUGUACUCUUCCCUGCCCCCUUCUGUCUCCACAAGAUACUUUGUCCUCGGGUAGAGGAUUUUAAUUUGGAAGGAAAGUUAAUUAGAAUUUGAGUUUAUUCAUGUGCCUCUCUCUAUUUGGUAUUUUGGAGUCAAACCAAAAGAUGCUCCUUGGUGUUUGAAGGGACCAUUUUGAUUGCUCUGGGUGCUGUGCUGAGCCUGUAAUCACUGUCCUGAUUAAAACAGCUGGAGUGUUUCCAGUUCCAUCCAGUGGGCCCUGCAUACCCACCCACUCCCUUUCUAGACAGCAUGCUGAGAGGACAAAGCCCUGGGCUCUCCAUCUACAAAGCCUGUCUUCUUUUCCUUUUCAUCUCAAAGAAAAACGGGGGAGAUAUUUUUGUGAAUCCAUACCAGUCUAUCCUGGCAUCAUUUUAGCAUCUACUUCCCACCUUGGAGCAACUGGUGCAGUGUGCAGUAGGUCUGACCAGGUCGAGUUCUAGGCUGCAAUGGAAGGUUUUAAUUGUUUCAUCUGAAAUCUUUGUGUGAUACCUGAACCAGAACCACUUCACUGCAGCAAUCCAUGUCACUGUUGCCAGCUUGCAGACAGCGCUUAGCAUCCUCAUCUAGAGUUCUAUCAUCUUUGAACUGUGAUGGAUUUGAUUUGGCUGGUUACAGAACAUACAGAUUUUUAAACUAGGCUUAACUAUUAGUAAAAGGCAAGUAAAAUUAAAAAUAAAUGCUAUAUUUCACAGGAAAUCAGCUGCAUGUUGUUACAAAUUACAUAUUUUAUGUUAAAAGAAGGGAGAUUAUUAGACCACAUGGUAUUUGGGGGGCAUUGAAGGAUUUUUUUCCUCUGAAGAGCAUUGUACAAUUAUAUUUUUAUGAAAAAUAAAAUAUAUCUUCAUCAUA
This is a messenger RNA of Nannospalax galili (Upper Galilee mountains blind mole rat), 3397 nucleotides long. RefSeq names its product cAMP responsive element binding protein like 2 (gene Crebl2). Gene Ontology annotation, molecular function: DNA-binding transcription factor activity. The coding region runs from base 50 to 421 and encodes 123 amino acids. The transcript has 5 exons. Gene Ontology annotation, cellular component: nucleus. The record is from RefSeq and is a predicted model, not a curated record. Lineage: Eukaryota; Metazoa; Chordata; Mammalia; Rodentia; Spalacidae. Gene Ontology annotation, biological process: regulation of DNA-templated transcription.